AGCUAUUUUGGCUCAAGCUCGGCCUGGGCAAUCUCACCUCCGGCGCCCCACGCGGGCCUGCCGGACAAGGGCAUGGCCCAGUUCUCGCCGGGCAACUUCUUGGCCUCAAGGCAGCGCGACUUUGUGGUGUUCGUGGUCGGCGCCUGCGGCCUCCUCUUCUGCUGCCUCGUGGUGCUCGUCGGCCUGCUGCGGGGCCGCCGCCUCUGCGAGGGCUCCUCGCUGGCGUCGGGCGCCCCCUGCGGCCGGCGGGCGCGCCAGGACGACGCCUUCGAGGCCUCGCUGUGCGAGGAGCUGGAGCGCCGGCGGCUGACGCGCGCCCUGCGGAUCCUCCCCUGGGCGCAGGCACUGGUCUUCGUGAACUUCUUCGUCUUCACCGUGCGCAGCGGGCUGGACGGGGGCUCCGUGAAGAGGUUCGCGUCGAUCGUUCAGGACAUCGCUCUCUGCGUCUUCAGCGGCAUAAUAUCCAUCAUGUGGGCAUCGCAGUGGGCGGGCGUCUCCGUCAUGACGGCCAGGUCUUUAGACUACUGGUUCUCUGCGCUGAUGGCCUGCCUGGUAGUGUACCUUUCACCGUAUUCGGUCCGUGCAGACCUGGUCGCCUAUCGCAUGAGCAUGAUCUACAUUAUCAGCCUUUUCUGUUGUCUCUGGAAUCUGAAGCCGAUGGUGAACAUCCCAUGGUUGAUUCUGCUAUGCCUCUCGUCCACCUACACGCUGAUGGUCGGGGAGAACACAGAGGAAAUCCAGAGUUAUGAUUACAGCUCCGAGCAGAUAUUGAGCGACGGGUUUCAGAACAUGAUUCUCCUGGUGUGCAUGCUCAUCGCGUUUAGCCGCCUCCUGACUUACAUCGUUCGCCUGGAGCUCCAGUCCAAGUUAUCCAGGCAGGAGCUCCGGGCGGCCACCUCGGUGCUCGGCUGCGUGUGCGAGGUGGUGGUCGAUCUCGACGAGGAGUUCAGGCUGCAGAGGCACUCGCAGGAGCUAGCUGACAUGCUCUUCCUGAAUCCCCAGCGCAGUCUCAAGCAGGAAGACAUCCGCUCGUUCUUGGUGUCCGAAUCCGACAGCAGCAAGUUCACAGAACAGAUGGGGAAGCUGUUGCUGCGGGACUGCGGGGAGGAGCACUCAGACCUGAGCAAGACCUUCCAGGUGCUGAUGAAGGACAGCACGGGCAUCCCCGUGAACGUGCACGUGUUCGCCGUGUCCUACUUCAGCCAGGGCGGGCUCCCGGCCUUCAAGGUGGGCGUCCUGGAGGUGAGCGACUCCGACUCCAUGCGUCUGCCAAACCUGGGGCGCCUGGCGGAGACCAGGCAGCUGCGCCGGCGGGGUCGCCGGCCAAAGCAGGACCUGCAGGGAACGCCGCCGGGGCCGCCCCCUGGUGGUCCACCAGAGGACGCUGGAGACAGCAGCGGCAGCAGCAACGGCAGCAGCAGCGGCGGCGACCUGGGCGCUCUGGACCUGGAGCAGUCCCUGGGCUCGGAUGCUCCAGGCUCGACGUUCUACAACGAUUUCGAGGGGGACGCCCCCGCCUUCUGGUUCGACGCGCUCUCGGCUGGCUACGAGAUUCUGUGCUUCUCCGACAGCUUCCAGCACUGCUUCGGCACCUGCGAGGACGCGGAGUUUCUGAGCUGGGUCAAGAUGAACCAGCGCGAGCAGUUUGUGCAGUGGGUCCAGGAGUCGUAUGUGGCGCUCCUGGGCCUCCAGGGCGACAGCUCCCCCUCCACGGAGAUUUUCCCGCGCCCCCUCCACUUCAUGCCGACCCACCUGCGCCAGCACCGGCUCGCCUUCUCGGCCACGGUGUUCCUGGACCUGGCCGACAUCCCGGACACCUCCAAGCGGAGCCGAGGCACCGUGCGCGUGACCUUCAGCAGCAUCGGGCGCUGCACGACCAGCGGCGCUCGACGGAGCUCCCGUGGCCCCCGCAGCAGCGGCUGGCACGGCCGAGGGCCCAGCUGGCCGCGGCAGCCCGACGGGGCGUCGCACCCCAGCGGCGGGACCUCGGCCACCCUCGAGGCCGCAGCCGUGGGGCGGCGCAGGGCCGACAUCCUGUGAGCCGCGCCAGCACCGGGGCUCGCCGUUUCGCUCACAGCGAUGCCUUUUGCUGUCGUUCAUAACGACGCGAACUGCUGUACAGUACUGCUCAACUCCGCCUCCUCCUCC
Messenger RNA from Prorocentrum cordatum, 2148 nucleotides. Lineage: Eukaryota; Dinophyceae; Prorocentrales; Prorocentraceae. The record is from the annotation of a GenBank genome assembly.